Molecule: messenger RNA, 2717 nt
Organism: Cannabis sativa
Lineage: Eukaryota; Viridiplantae; Streptophyta; Magnoliopsida; Rosales; Cannabaceae
Product: auxin transporter-like protein 2
Exons: 9
Coding region: 826-2298 (490 amino acids)
Cellular component (GO): plasma membrane
Source: RefSeq, a predicted model, not a curated record
UAAAUUUGGUCCUUACUACUGAUUAGAAAACAACCUUCUCUUCCUUCCACUUUGAACUCAAAAUUCUCUGUCACUUAAGAUUGAUAUCCCAAGAAUCGAAUUGGAAUUGGAAUUGGAAUUGGAAUACAGAGAAUUUGAGUUUCAUCUCUCUCAACUUUUUCUUCUUCUCUUCUUCUUCUUCGAUAAAAGCAAGAGUCAUCACUCUUUAGUUACUAUAUAUAUAUCUAAUAUAUUCAGUUGAAUAAGAGCUCAAAAGGGUCUUUCUUUUUCUUUUCCAUCUUCAAAAUUUGUUCCAGCUUUUCAGGUCUCGCCGUCUUUGGUUUCGGCCAGAGCAGAGAUUUUCGUGGUGCAUUAAAAGUGGGAUCUUUAAGAAGACUAGGCAUAGAGAUUUGUUUUUGAAUAUUGCAAUUAUUUCGACGCAUUUAAGCCCAUUAAUAUAAAUAUAUAUAUAUAUUUAUAUAAAUUUAUGUCUUAUGCACUCUGUACCAAAUUCUGUAAUGGAUUUCAUGACUCUCUCUUUUUCUCACUCUGCCACAACUGUAUGACUCUGUCUGCUUUUUCUCACUCUCUCUAAUAUUACUACUACUACUGCUGCUACACUAGUUUUAUCAUUCUGAAAACUAGGUGGGGAAAAUUAUACAUUGAUAAAAGUUGACAAAUCAAAGUCAAGGCCGAAAAUUAAGAUCAUUUUUGCUUGGAAUAGAGUGAAAGAUCCAGGUUUCAUUCACUUUGCUUUCUUCUCUUCACUAGAAAGAAAGUGACAUUUCAGAGUUCAGACAAGAUCUACCAAAGCUUUAGACGGUUGCCUUAAGUGAUCAAAAAACAAUGUUGCCUCAGAAGCAAGCAGAGGAAGCCAUAGUCUCUAACUUCAGUGAGGUUGAUAGCCAUGAUCAACAAGCCAAAGAAGAAGGAUCAAAAGAAGAAGAGAAUCAAUCAAUGUUCAAUGUCAAGAAUUUUCUCUGGCAUGGUGGUUCUGCCUGGGACGCUUGGUUCAGUUGUGCUUCCAAUCAAGUUGCUCAGGUUCUCUUAACAUUGCCAUACUCAUUCUCUCAACUGGGAAUGGUCUCUGGGAUUGUUCUUCAGAUAUUUUAUGGACUUGUUGGAAGUUGGACUGCUUAUUUGAUCAGUGUACUCUAUGUUGAAUACAGAAGCAGAAAGGAGAAAGAAAAUGCUAGCUUCAAGAACCAUGUCAUACAGUGGUUUGAAGUGCUUGAUGGGUUGUUGGGUCCAAUCUGGAAGGCCUUGGGACUUGCUUUCAACUGUACUUUUCUUCUCUUUGGAUCUGUAAUCCAACUCAUAGCUUGUGCAAGUAACAUUUACUACAUCAACGACAAUCUAGACAAGAGGACAUGGACUUAUAUCUUUGGAGCUUGUUGUGCCACAACAGUGUUCGUUCCCUCUUUCCAUAACUACAGAAUUUGGUCUUUUCUUGGUCUUGGAAUGACCACUUACACUGCUUGGUAUUUAGCUAUAGCUGCUCUUGUACACGGUCAGGUUGAGGGAGUCCAACACUCAGCUCCUACUAAGCCUGUCCUUUAUUUUACCGGAGCCACUAAUAUACUUUACACCUUUGGUGGCCAUGCCGUAACAGUGGAAAUUAUGCAUGCCAUGUGGAAGCCUCAAAAGUUCAAGUACAUAUAUUUGUUAGCAACUCUAUAUGUUUUCACACUCACACUUCCUUCAGCUGCAUGUGUUUAUUGGGCAUUUGGUGAUGAACUCCUUAACCAUUCCAAUGCCUUUAGUCUUCUCCCCAAGAAUGGUUUUCGAGAUGCUGCUGUUAUCCUAAUGCUUAUUCAUCAGUUUAUCACAUUUGGCUUCGCAUGUACCCCAUUGUACUUUGUGUGGGAGAAGGUGAUAGGGAUGCAUGACACAAAAAGCAUAUGUUUGAGGGCUUUGGCUAGGUUGCCAGUUGUGAUACCAAUAUGGUUUUUGGCCAUUAUAUUUCCUUUCUUUGGGCCCAUUAAUUCAGCUGUUGGGGCUCUACUCGUCAGCUUCACUGUCUACAUUAUCCCAUCUCUAGCUCAUAUGCUCACUUAUAGAACAGCCUCAGCUCGCCAGAACGCAGCAGAGAAGCCUCCAUUCUUUAUGCCAAGCUGGACUGCAAUGUAUGUUCUCAAUGCCUUCAUUGUGGUUUGGGUGUUCGUGGUUGGAUUUGGGUUCGGUGGAUGGGCUAGUGUCACGAAUUUCGUUAGGCAAAUCGACUCGUUUGGACUCUUUGCCAAGUGCUACCAAUGCAAACCCGCCGUUCCCCCGGGAAACGCCACAGCCGCCUCCGCCCCACCGCACCAUCUUCAUUGAAGAAUUAAAAGAAAAUUUAGAAAAGAAAAAAAAAAAGAACAAAAAAAAUUACUUCAUAUUUUGUACCAUACAUGGGGCAAUAGUAAUAUUUCCCCUACAUGUAAUGUGUGUUGUUUUUUGUUUUUGGGGGGUCAUUUUGAUUUUUUUUUUUUUUAAAUUAGUUGAUAUAAGUAAAAUAGUGUGUUGCAUUGUGAUGAUGAUUUCCUUUGCUAUAAAAGCAUAUAGGCUAUCUAAUUAAAUUAAUGAUAUAUAUAUAUGUUUUUAGGGUUUUUUUUUUUUUUUUUUUGGUAUUAUUUAUUUUAGUGGGAUAUUUUAUAUAAGAUUUUGUUGUUCAUGUUGCUUGUACCUUGCAAUGUCAUUAUUACUUAGCAUGUUUCCAAAGUGGAUUAUAAAAAUGGGAAAAGGGGUAUGGGCUUGUC